UUUUUUUUUUUGUCGACAAUCUUUCGUUAAAACCCGAAUUGGGCAAAGAUACAGUGGUGGAACAAAUAUCCAACAACAUAAAAGCCCACCAAAAGUCCAAUAGCAUAAGAUUACAAAGAAAACCGCUUGGCCUAAAAUGGGCACGUGUAAUACCACGUGUUUCGCGCAAGUUGGGAGGUGGAAGAUGCAAUCAACUCGUCACCGACUCAUCCUCGACUCGUCGCCGACUCGUCUUGGACUCGCCACCGCCAUCACCACCAUGGCUGACCAUCGAUCAAUCUAGAUUGGAUUCUCAGAAAUCAGCUACUUCAUUGGAAUCACCACCCUAACUCCUUUUGCAGAAUUCUUCGGAUGUGUUUAAAUAGAGAUCUAAAAACCAACAAGGUUGAAGAGCCAGAAAAGAUGACAAGGCAAGAGGUUUUAGACCCAGUAACACGCUUUCCUGAAUCUGUCUUCACCAGCCAUCAAGUUUCCAAACAUCACGAUCCACAAACAAAUAAAAGGAACCUUCAUCCUAAGCCGAUUACGGCACCAAUAGGGUAUGAAGGAUUUAUCCUUUCUUGCAAGGAAAUCGAGCAGUUGAUGGUUUUUUUAACCUCUAAUUUCACAUUCAGCGUUUGUCUCCUUCACCUGAAGAGAUUUAGUUACUGCAAAAGGGAAAAAACCAAACAAAAUAAAAGAACAUAGCCAAAACGGCUAAAAAGAAACGAUCCAGACUAGGCUGGAUAAUUUAUUACAACAAAAAAUCAGAAUAAAAUCGAAGAGAAUCCGAUUUUAAUCUGAAGAAAAACUUUCUCUCUCUCAAAAAUAUGGGAGAGAGAUAAGAGAGAGAAAGUCAAACAAUUUUAUUUCCUGAUUUCUCUCAUUCCUUUUCUUUUUGUUUUGUUUUAGCUUUGCUUGAAUUAUGGCUCCAGAAAUGUCAAGGCAAGGAGAAGCCAAAGGAACCUUCCCAAAACACUUCCAUGACCAAUAUGAAAAAUGGCUCAAUCCUCGAACCGAAGACAACAACAAGAGUACCAAAACCAAUCAUCUUUGUGCAGGAACUUUGGAGAAGAGGUUCAAGGAUGACGAAGAGGAUCGUGUGGUAACCGACUCUUCACCUCCGGGCCAUUAUAUCCAUGGUUUCGAGAACGAGAUAAAGUCAUUGAAGACCUUCUUGUUGGAUCAAAAGGUUUACAAGGAGUUCAAGAGUCUUGUGAUUGUCGGAGAAUACGGUGUUGGGAAGCAAACAACAUUAUGCAAGAUGAUCUUUAAUGAUUAUCAUGUGAAGAGUGUUUAUGCCCCGAGGAUUUGGGUUUCUAUGCAUAGCAAUGAAUCUAAGGAAGGACUUAAUGGGGAGAUAUGUGUGUUGAAGAAGAUCUUGAAGGGUCUUGGAGUUGAAGAUUCGAUCUUCGAAUCCAUCCGUAGAGAAGUAGUAGAAGAAGUUGCAAACAUGAUGGAAGCUGGAGAAAUUGAUGGAGAGACGGCGGAAGAGAAGGAGGUCGCUGCUCUUCUCUAUGCACUUCACUUGAAUCUGAGGUGGAAAAAGUAUCUGAUCGUCUUCGAUGAUGUGCGAGAUGAGGACAACUGGGACGAGAGUCUUCAGGACGAUGAGGAGAAACUGAAGAAGGAGAAGAAAUGGGGAAAGUAUCUGUCAGAUGGAUUCCCUGAAGGAUCUGGUGGAAGAGUCAUAUACACGACAAGGGAUGAGAAAGAGACACUAGCAAAGAAGCUAGUUGCAGAGGAACAUGAGAUACAUCGUCUUUGGCCUCUGAAUGAUACUGGGAGUGUCUGGAACAUAUAUAAAGAAGCACUCGAAGAUAAUGAGGAAACGCUUCCAAGGAACGACAAGAAAUGCAUAGAUGAGCUAAUGAACAAGUCUCGUGGUCUUCCUUUAGCUGCUAGGCUGUUGGCCACGCUUGUUCCCGUGUUUCUUGAUGAUGAAAAAGCUGACCAGAACGGUUCCAUCAGUGGAACUACCGAACCAGCCAACAACACAAUACCAGAAGAGAUGGGAACUAUUCCACCUCAGAAGGCUUGAGAUAUUUAAGAACACCCUUUUCCAUUGUGUGUGUGUGUGUUUUUUGGUUUGUUGUUCUUUUUGUUGUAUCAGUAAUCCGUAAUCAUACAUUCAUAAAACAUUUCUUCUUUUAACUCAUUAAUUCAAAUUCUUACAAAAAAACAACACUCUUGAAACAUAAGCAGCAAUACAUCAAAUGGGAAACGAUGAAGCAAAACACACACAACAAGAACAAGAACAAGAACAAGAACAAGAACAAAAAAGGAUAGACAAUUUGGAAAAACUGAGACACUCUUAAGUUCAAAUAGUUUAUUUCCACAAAUUUAGUCAAUUAAUAGUAUAUGAACAAAAAAAUUAUGAAUCCAAACAAGGUAUAGCAACCUCCUCCUCUCCGGUGAAUGAGAAUAAUUGGAGAUCGUGUGUAAGUUGAAGAACCCUAAUUAAUCUUGUUGGCUUUGAAACGAAAGGUACUCUUCCCCAAUCCUCUGUUUUUUCGCUAUGCUAUUAAACGAAACGCUGCGUUUUAGUUAGUACACGGCUCCGUUAUAACAGAAGUUUUUUUUUUUCCCGGCUAUCUCCGUCCCUUGGCCAGUCGGAAGACGAGAAAAAAAAGAAUUGGGGAGAGGUGAAAGAUUUGGGACAAUCGAGAGUGGCGAGACAACGGGUAAAUUGGAUUCGAAUUCGAUUAUUAUAUGUGUGGUUUUGUUUUUUUUUUAGGUUUGCUUGAAGUUUGAAUCAGUCCUCUGGUUCACAACAAUUUCGUUUUCUGGAAUUGGCUCAAUAAAUCUGGUUGCUUUGAUAUCCUUUGUUUUGAAGCUCUAGUGAGUGUUUGGCUAAUGAUAAAAUGAGCUAAAGAUGUUGAAUUUGCAGCUCUUUUGAUAAAAUGAGUCGAAGAUUUUGAAUUUGCAGCCCUUUGAUGGUCAUACACUCAUACUGCUCAUUCUAAAUCUAUGACAUUUUCUUGUGUUCCAUAUUUGCUUGCAUGCACAAUGUGUAAUCAAAACAACAGAAGGAACGAUGGAUACGUUUCAACUCAAAUCAAUUUUCCUCGUUUGC
This is a messenger RNA of Camelina sativa (false flax), 3055 nucleotides long. The record is from RefSeq and is a predicted model, not a curated record. NCBI's taxonomy places the organism in Eukaryota, Viridiplantae, Streptophyta, Magnoliopsida, Brassicales, Brassicaceae.